AUGGCGGCUGAUCGUAACGAGGAUAGCAAAGUUAAAGAUGGUUCGGCAGUCUCUCAGAAGGUGCUAUUUGUACGUAAUCUACCCUUUUCUACAAAAGACCAAGAUCUCGAAAAUAUAUUCAGUGACGUUGGACCUAUCAAACGUAGUUUUGUGAUUCGAGACAAAGGUAAGAUUAAGCUUCUCGCAGACUCGCACGUGGCAUUGUCGUAUGCAUAUCUAGCGUUUGAAUAUAAGCUCAUCUUCACAAGAAUAAUCAACCGAAUAUCAAUGUUUUAAGACUUUCAUAUUUACAUGUUCUCUUUCAGAUGUCAAGAACUCCUGUAGAGGAUUUGGUUACGUUACAUUUGCGCUCGCCGAAGAUGCACAAAGGGCUUUAGAUAUUGUGAAAUCAUUUGGAGGGCGACAACUCAGUGUUUGCUUUGCAAAUAAAAAACCCAAACAUGAAAAGAGAAAAAGGGAACGGGAAUUGCAUCCUGAGGUUGACAAUGAUGACAGUCAAAGUGAGUUACGGUUAUAAACGUAAAGCAAACAUAUAGUGCGGUUAAAUAAAGGGGGCAAGUGUAGUGCUGCAUCUGGGGAGGGGUGGGUGGUGGGUGUCACAUGAUAAUUUGGUUUCAUUUAAUGAUUUGAUAAUGUACCGAUAUAUUUGCCAUGACAAAUAGUUUCUGAAGUUGACUUUCUGAGCACUAGCCCCUCUUGAUAAAAAAUUGACAAAGGGCUAGCACUCUCAAAGUCACCUUGAGCAACUCUUUACAGUGGCAAAUUCGCAUUAUCAGCUCAGUUGAUAAAGCUAUAUUUUCAUAUAUUGCAGUUGGUUUUAAUUUUUUUUGCAAUGCUGUUUCAAAAUUAACCUCCAACACCUUAACAUCAUUAAGUAUAUUCUCCAUACUGUUCUCUUUGUUUGCUGAGAUGCUGAUCACAAGAGAAUUUGUUUAACUAUCAAGAGCAUCUUAAAUUGUUGAUAAUUUCCUUCUUGAUCUUGAUAUGUGAUUUGGGUAUGAUAUUUUAAGGAGAAAUUAGAGGUUAGUCGCUCCAAAAGGUUAACAUGUUUUUGGUUGUGUUACAUUUAGAGAACAUUGAAGAUGAGGGACUCCAAACAAUGGCCUUGGAUGAAAACGAAAAUGAAACUCCACCCAAAAAGAAGUUGAAGAGCAUUGAUCAGGAGGAAAGCGUGAUUAAAUCCCAGCGCAGAGAACCAAAAAAUGAUAUGGGUAGAACAAUUAAACUGACAAAACUUGCUGAAGGCCUUAAUCAGAACCAUAUUAGAAAAAAAUUUCGUAAGAUUGGGCCUGUAGAAAAGGUUACAUUCCCAGCAGAGGGACAGGAUACAUCAACUGCAUUUGUCGUUUAUCAGACCCAUAAAGAUGCCAGAGAAGCUGUAAGGAAACUCAGUGGAAAGAUUUUUAAAGGCAAUACUAUUGGAGUUUCACUUCUCUCUAAAGAAGGGAAGACACCUAGCCAGAGGUCUUUAAAAAAAUCCAAGCUCAUUGUCAGAAAUUUAUCAUUUAAGUGCAAUGAAGAAGACCUCAGAAAGUUUUUCACGCAGUUUGGCCAGAUCUCUGAUGUUCACAUUCCAACCAAGAUGGAUGGAAAACGAAAGCAUCGGCUUGGUUUUGGGUUUGUACAGUUUUGUAAUGUUUUUGAGGCUGCAAAGGCCAUCAAAGAGACAAACAUGAAGGAGAUUGCUGGAAGACCUGUUGCUGUUGACUGGGCCCUGGCCAAAUCUGACUAUAAGGAGAAGAAAGGCAUGGAAGGUCUGUAAAUGUUCCUUUUUUGUUUUAUGUGUAUUUAUUGGCGUGCAUUUGCUAUUAGGUAGAUUUAUAGAUGUUUUAGUUGUGUUUCCUUGGUUUAAAUUUUCUGUCCAUUUUCCAGUUUCCCUGUUACAGUCAUGUUGUGAGUUCUAUUGUAAUUGUGCACCAUGCUGCAGCAGAGGUGUUUACCAAGGAGAUGGUAUCAAAAAAAAUAAUAGACGGUUUGAAGUACUAUGAGUUAAUUUUCUGGUAGUAUUAGCUUUCACAAAACCCCAAAAAAUAAGGCAGAGUGAGAUGAAAAUAAGUGUCUUACAAACAAGCCUGUAGUUCCCAAGGAAAUUUUGAAUUAACCCUUUACUCCCAAGAUCUGAUUGUUAAUUCUCCUCUCUAGCUGCUACGUAUUUCGUUGUAAAUUAGUUAUGAGAAUUUGGUGCUAGAUCAAAAUGACAACUUCAGCCAGAUAAGUUUGAGUAUUCUCAUUACCUGUUUGAUGGACAAUGUAUGGAUAUUUUAGGGAGAAGUUACAUAUUGAUCACCUCUGGGAGUUAAAGGGUUAAUGCAUCUUUGAUCACCCUUAGAGCUCAAAAUUAACCUAGGAUGUCAAAGUUUGACGUUUAUUUAUCUUUAGUUUACUUUCUACGUUCCGAUUUUUGUUCGGUUAUUUAUUAUUAUAGCAAGGUGAUAUGUUGUUCUUUCCUUUGCUUUGAACGUAAUUUUGUACGUCAAAAAAAAAGGCUCAAAAUUUAUUCAGUUCCCUAAAAUAUGCAGCAGUUUUUGACAGUUUCAGGCCAUUGUUUUUUUGUUCCUAUUUCCAUGAAAUAGAAACACAGGCCGAAAAGACGAGAGUCACAGAUGAGAACACAGAUGAUAACCAAGAUGAAGACAUCAGUGUUGAUGUUUCUAACGAUGACUCCGAUGUUGAAUCAGACGAAGAAAAAUCUGGCAGCUCUGAUACUGGAGACGAUGAAGAGGAGGAGGAAAAUGAAGUCAGCGAUCAAGAACACGAACAGGAGGAAGAAGCCUCGAAAGCCAAGAAAACUAAGCAACCCUCAGAUGUCAAAGAAGGCAAGACUUUAUUCAUCCGGAACAUAUCGUUUGACACUAGUGAGGAAUCACUUUACGAAUUGUUUGAACAAUUUGGAGAGGUAGACUAUUGUAAGAUGGUUGAGGACAAAAGGACCGGUCACAGCCGUGGAAUGGCGUUCGUGAAGUUUAAAACGGUUGAAGGCGCCGAAAAGUGUCUUGUGGAAGCAGACAAAGAUGGAUCCGGUAAGAAUGUUGUGUAAAUGGUUAAGAAUAUAUGAAAGUCAUAUAUUUGAACUGCGGAUAAAGACGUUAAUGAAAGUGAUCCUCGCAGUAAUGUGCACUACUUAGGCAGUAGUGAAAAUAAGGCCUGAAAAAAAAAAAAAACCAUCUACGUGUUUCGCCGAUUUUCAUCAGACCACAUACAUUGUUAUAGGUUCAAGUCUCCCUAAAAGUAAAGUUGCCGGUGAAAUCCAAGUGAAAUUCUGGUUUUCAUUGUGAAACUGAGUGACUGAGAGUUUUGCUACUGCCCCCAUUAUUAUUUUUUUCUCGUUUUACCCUCAUUCAAAUCUCUGGUGGGUUCUACGUUGUACCCGAGAAUACUCUCGCUAAUUUCUUGCUACGAACACUACGAGCUACAGUGAAAGCUUUAGCUAGAGUUCAGCGUGGGUGUAUCAGCUCACCGCGUCCCCCACUUUCAUUUAUUGUUCUCUGCGAAUGAUUAUUCAAAGAGGAAUGUUCUCAGCUAUUCAAACAUCUGUUUCUUAUUCCGUUUUGAGAUUCGUGAGUGUAACCUGAACUUUCGAAAAUUGUCCUCAAAUCUGCUAAAAACUCAUCAAUUGAAUGGUGCUGCCAUCUUUAAAUUAGCUCCCUAACUUGGUUGCACACGCAAAAUCACAACGUUAGGUUCAAAGACGGUUGUUCAGUGGUGUUCUUGCCAUUGACACAAAACGUCAAAACACACUCAGAAAAAAAAUUACGUCAGGAGAGCACCAAGACAUGACCAAAACGGAAAUGGGACUGUUACGUCACGGGCAUGCAGUCAGAUUGCGGCGUAGAUGCCCACAGUCGAAUUUUUAGCUCAUCAGCACAGUGGGAAUGCAAUCAUUUAAGACUUUGCGAUGCCAUUGAACCGUUCUCUCGUUGUCGAUUCCCUAGGCAUUACCUUGGACAAUUUUAAACUGAAUGUGACGAAAGCAGUAACGCGUGGAAAGGCGGCAGAACUAGCAAAGGAAAAGAAGCUGGACGGAACCAAGGAUACAAGGGACAAACGUAAUUUAUACCUGGCUAAAGAAGGUUUAAUUACACCAGGCUCAGAAGCUGCUCAGGGCUUGUCCAAAGCUGAUCUAGUGAAGAGACAGAAAGCUGAAGCAGAGAAGAAAGCAAAGCUAGAAAAUCCAAAUAAUUUCGUCUCAACAACCCGGUGAGUGUCUUUUUUUGAUUGGCUGCAGUGCAGUGAACCCGCUUCCUAUUCCAUGUUCCUUCUCGCUUAUUAUGGGGAAUAUGGGCUUUUCAGAGUUUUGGGCGUUCGUUAUUAUGGAUUUUCCAUAUAUUUCCAUGGUUUUUGUUUUGUUUGUUUUUAUUUUGUGUUGUUGUUGUUGUUUAUUUUAUCACGAAAUGCUGCGUAGUGUCGUUAUUUCUUUAGCUGUGAUAAAGUAAAUUGAAUGACUUACUGCAAGCACUGUUAAAUAUUCAUCUUUUGUGUUUCCAGGCUUUGUGUUCGAAACCUGCCUCUAAAUGUAGACGACAAGAAAUUGCAAGAGAUCUUCGGCACCGCCACAGGAAAGAGGAUGCGCUUGAAGAAAGUGCUGAUUAUCCGGAGUAAAGAUAGGUUAGACAGCACAGGCCGUGGACGUUCCAUGGGAUACGGAUUCAUAGAAUUCACCAAUCACAAAGACGCUCUUGCCGUCCUGAGAGUCACCAAUAACAAUCCCGCCAUAUUUGGACCGGAUCGUCGACCAAUUGUGGAUUUCUCGAUAGAAAAUAGCCUCGUCCUCAAGGCGAAGCAGCGUCAUGUAGAGAAGGCUCAGCACAAGCAGCAGCAGAGCGUCGACGAGCAUGCGCGCGAUGAACAACCCAAGACAAAUAAGGAGAGAAGGCUGGAGCGAAAUCAGAAGCGAAGAGAAAAACGAGUGAGAAAGAGAGAAGCGAGAAAGAAACGAAAAUUGGAAGAGGGCAAGGACAGCGAAGGCGGCAAAAUAGCGCAGGAAAGAAACAAAGUUAUUAAGGCAGUGAACAGUUCAAACUUAUCCUCAUCGAAAGCAAAGAAAUUUGAAAAUUUGUCCAGAAUGGACGUUACACAAUCUGAGUCGAAGCGAGGUAAAAAGAAUGUAGGAAGAAAUAAACAAUCGUCUUUGGUUCUUAGAAACAAUUCUCGUACCAAAGUCACAUCAGGUACCGCCCCAAAUGUUAGUCCCUACCUUAAAAUGGUAAAUAGAGCUUCAAAAGAAAGACAAGACAUUGAGUUUAAAGUGAGCAAAACCUCCGAUGCCCCAAAUAGAAAGAGGAAAGGCGCCCGGAAACGACAACAGGAGCAGAACGACGAGUCGAAGUUCUCUCAGAUGGUGUCUAAGUACAAGAACAAACUGUUUGGAAUGGAUAAUAAUGAAUCAUCCUUAAAACGCACGCGUUGGUUUCAGUAAUCUACCGAAGCUAAAUGGAUAAAUCUUCCUUGGAUGAGCAAGACAUGUAGUUCAGUGUUGCUUAAACCUUCUGUUGUCCAAAUAGGGAAAGGAAAGGACCUUUAAUAAAAAAGAGAGAGCAGCCGAACAAAACAUAGUUUUCUGAAAUUUUGUCCAAGUGUAAGAACAAAUUAUUUGGAAUAGACAACGAUAAAUCAACUACAGAACUUAAGCGUUGGUUUCAGUAAUGCGCGAGAACUCGGGCUAAAAUGAGAGUUUUCCCGCCACAUGGGCCUUUACCGAAAGUGAUCUUUCGCAAGGCGUAUGUGUCUCUUCUUGUUCACGCGAUGCUUGGUAAAGCUUUUUAUGAAUUUUUGUGUUCUCGUAUUUCAACAAUGG
This is a messenger RNA of Pocillopora meandrina, 5794 nucleotides long. The record is from the annotation of a GenBank genome assembly. Lineage: Eukaryota; Metazoa; Cnidaria; Anthozoa; Scleractinia; Pocilloporidae.